CAAGCGUUUCAUCGCACAGACUAUUUUUUGACAGGUUGAUCUUUUUAUUUUGUAACGUGACAUACUGAUAGAACUAAGGAAAAAUCCAUUAAUCACCAGAAAUAAAGGCAGCACCGAUUUUUUACUCCUUGCAAUGGUGCGCAUUCUGAGUACAGGAGAGAUUGUAAAGGAUAGUGAUCCCCGUGCUCAACAAGGAACUAGCAGAAGCAGACAGAAUAUUGGACGUAUACAGCAUGACCCUGAUGAAAUGGCAAGGCAGUAUGAAGGCCAGGGGCAGGGUGGUGGGCAGCAAUUUUCAGUGUUCGAUGGACUAAAUGAAAGACUUGCGGGCUACGGUGUCCCUAGAUUCAAUAUUGGUGCUCAUACUGUUGAACCCAUAGUCUUGGUUGGGUUUGUUCUUGCUGGAUUACUGUUGGGAUUACCAGGUUUGCUGCUGGCAGCAAUCUUGUUUGUUAUAUCUAAAAUAAGCACAACAGAUGGAGGCAUUAGUUCAUUUUUUGGUGGUCAAGGCGGUCAAGGUCAAGGACGCCCAAGGCCAUCACAAAGUGGAGGAAACAGACUAGGAAAUUCAUGAUGCAACAUUCAAUGAAUGUCAUUCACUUUUAUUUCCAUAAAAUUAUGCUCACCAUUAUUGUUAUAUGCAAGAUGUAAUAACAGUGUAAAAUACAGCAGGAAUACUGCCAUGCGUUCAGUAAACGUGUUGGCGGCGAAAGUUUGCUGUUUUGGUUCCUCUCUUGCAGUGUAUGCGAUAUGUUGUAACGGGGAUACAAAACAGAAUAGUUUGUUUAUGUAAGGUAAACGCUCUCCUUACUGAAUGCACUGCUGUUAAACAGCACUACCUUAAAGGCAGUUGCAAUACAAAUAUGUUGAAAUGUUAUACUGACCAGUCACUUUGUAUUGGUUUAAAUUGUUGUAAAUUAUCUCAACAAAAAGAUAGUGUUUGAAAUCAGGUAUAUGUAUACACAUUAUAAUUGGGUACAAAUAGAGUAGCUGAAAUAAAAAAAAAACGAAAUUUUGUUGCUAGAUUUAAGAUUUAUGCAAGAACUGUAAGUGACAAAUGCCCCUGAAGUGGUACUCACUACUGAAGUGUGAUUCAAAGGCCAUUUAGAAAGGAAA
Messenger RNA from Mya arenaria, 1116 nucleotides. RefSeq lists its product as uncharacterized. The transcript has 3 exons. NCBI's taxonomy places the organism in Eukaryota, Metazoa, Mollusca, Bivalvia, Myida, Myidae. Gene Ontology annotation, cellular component: intracellular membrane-bounded organelle. The coding region runs from base 134 to 574 and encodes 146 amino acids. The record is from RefSeq and is a predicted model, not a curated record.